Myzus persicae (green peach aphid) is the source of this 1064-nucleotide messenger RNA. RefSeq lists its product as uncharacterized. The transcript is spliced from 3 exons. The record is from RefSeq and is a predicted model, not a curated record. The annotation marks the transcript as partial. Lineage: Eukaryota; Metazoa; Arthropoda; Insecta; Hemiptera; Aphididae.
AAAUUGUUGUAGCUACUGACACUGUAUGGAGUGAUAUAAGCAUUCAUUUAAAUAGUCUAAUGAGUAAAAGUGCUAUUCACACUUUUGUGUAUAAAGGACGCCACGAGAUUAAAGAAAAGCUCGGAUUUUGUUCUAGUCCCAAGAUUGAUCCACCAGAAGCUAUCUUUAAUUCUUCCACAGAAUAUGGUCGUUAUACAGGUAGUUCGGAUGAAAAUUCCAGCAGUAACCUUGAUUUUCCCAAAAGAAAAUUUGUGGUAACUUUUUCUUCAGAAGAAUGGAAAAAAAUAAAACCAGAUGAUGUUCAAUACAGACUUAAUGAUAAAAAACGACCAUCACAAAGUUGUAAAACGUAUUAUGCAUUAACCAAAAAUCAAUGGACACCUAUUUUGGCUGAACAUUUUUGGGUGCAUACACAACUUCCAUGCUGCUUGUCAUUCCGCAAAGCAAAUGUUCAUCCACAUGGAACAAAUUUUGUAACCGUAUUUGGACGGUGUAGUGUAUGCAGCUCAUGCUUUAAAGGAAUUAUUUCUGAAAAACCAUUAGAUGACGAGAGAGUUUUAAUGCAUUGUACGUAUACGGGAAAUUUUGACAUGUUGCACGAGCCAAAUAAAAAACGCCGUUUGUUGGGAAUAGCAAAGGAAAAAGUAAUUACAGCAAUUGUUCAAAAAAAUAUGUCGAGUGCCACACACCGUGAAACAGAAGCUGUACGACUGAUGAAAACAGGUGAUUUUAGUCCGUAAUGAUAAGUAUAAAAAAUAAAAAUUAUAAUAUAAACAAAUUAUAUUAGCAAAAAUAAGCAUUAGUAUUAUAAUAGCUACCGGGGACGGAUUGGGAUAUAAAUUCUGCCCAGGAAAUCUGCACGUAAUAUAUGAUUAUUGAAAAAUAUUAUGAAAAAAAAUUAAACACUCCUGGUAAAUAUUAAGUUAAUUUAUAACUAACUAAUUGAUUAGUACACAAGUUUUUACUUCCUUGGUUAAUACUUUUGAGUUACUUUUUACUUUAGUGGUGAUCUCAUAUAUUAUAUUUAAAUAAUGAAAGCAGAUCAUUUUAGAUUCUGAGCGAAG